AUGAACCGGUUUCGCUUUGGUGACUCCGACGAAUCGGCCUCCGAUCUUGACGACGACACAGCUGGACUCCCCUUCCCUGAACCGUUGUCUCGUGCUUCAUUUCUCGCCCCGGACUUUGACCCUGCACAGUACCUAUCCUCCCUGACCAAUCGACACCAGAGUCUCGAAGACCUCCGGCAAGAAUUCCGCGACUUGGACCAAUUGCUCAGUCGAGAAUUGCUGGAUUUGGUCAACGAGAACUAUCAGGAUUUCUUGUCGCUGGGAGUUGCCUUGCAAGGAGGAGAGGAGAAGGUGGAACAAGUGCGGGUUGGCCUGUUGGCUUUCCAACGAGACGCUCAAAUGAUUCGGGAUAAGGUCGAGGCUCGUCGUCAGGAGGUGGCACGGUUGAUCGACGAGAAGAGGCGACUGAAAGGGAACGCCAAUAUUGCCCGAGCGUUGCUGGAUUUUGCCGACCGUGUCGAAGAGCUGGAGAAGAGACUGAUGAUCGGCGGUCCUCCUCCCACAGACGAGGAUUCGGACGUGCUCGAGAGUGAGGGCGACGAGACUGAUGACGAUGACGAUGACGAUGAUAAUAAUGACAAAGAUAACAGCAAUGUCCAGCGAUCGAACGGUGCAUCGGCAACCCCGCUGGUCUCACUCAAAAGACUCGAGCAUCAUAUCCAGAAAUAUGUCUACCUGACGAGACUAUCGUCGCGAAUCGGCGAGGAGCAUCCAUUUCUACGCGGACAGCAACCGCGGCUGUCGAAGAUCAGGUCUGCGGUGCUCCUGGACCUCAAAACCGCCCUCGAGCAAGCCAGUCACGCAGGGGAGAAACGGGACACCAAAACGCUGGUCAUAUUGCGUCUCUACAAAUUGAUGGGUGAGGACACCAGUGCCGUGGCAGCGCUGAAGAAUUUGAAAUCUUAA
Molecule: messenger RNA, 906 nt
Organism: Aspergillus tanneri
Lineage: Eukaryota; Fungi; Ascomycota; Eurotiomycetes; Eurotiales; Aspergillaceae
Product: COG2 family protein
Exons: 2
Coding region: 1-906 (301 amino acids)
Biological process (GO): Golgi organization; intra-Golgi vesicle-mediated transport; protein transport
Cellular component (GO): COG complex; membrane
Source: RefSeq, a predicted model, not a curated record